AAUGAUUCCUGGGGUACGCAGUACUCCUACGCCCUGUUCAAGGCGAUGAGUCACAUGCUGUGCAUCGGUUAUGGGGCGCAGGCCCCCGAGGGGAUGACGGAUCUGUGGCUCACGAUGCUCAGCAUGAUCGUGGGGGCCACGUGCUACGCCAUGUUCAUCGGCCAUGCCACGGCGCUCAUCCAGUCACUGGACUCCUCGCGCCGCCAGUACCAAGAGAAGUACAAGCAGGUGGAGCAGUACAUGUCGUUUCACAAGCUCCCCGGAGACGUGAGGCAGCGUAUCCACGAGUACUACGAGCAUCGCUUCCAGGGCAAGAUGUUCGAUGAGGAGAACAUCCUGGGAGAGCUGAGUGAGCCCCUCAAAGAGGAGAUUGUGAAUUUUAACUGCCGCAGCCUGGUUGCGAACAUGCCCCUGUUUGCCAACGCGGACCCCAACUUCGUGACGGCCGUGCUGACCAAGCUGCGCUUCGAGGUGUUCCAGCCCGGAGACUUCGUCGUGCGCGAGGGCACCGUGGGCAAGAAGAUGUACUUCAUCCAGCACGGCGUGGUGAGCAUCCUCACCCGCGGCAACAAGGAGACCAAGCUGUCCGACGGCUGCUACUUCGGGGAGAUCUGCUUGUUGACUCGAGGUCGUCGCACGGCCAGCGUUCGGGCGGACACGUACUGUCGGCUCUACUCCCUCUCGGUGGGCAGCUUCAACGAGGUGCUGGAGGAGCACCCCAUGAUGAGGAGAGCCUUCGAGAACGUGGCCAUGGACCGACUCGACCGCAUCGGUAAGAAGAACUCUGUCCUGCUGCGGACGGGCUCUGCGGACCCGAGCGGGGGGGCACGGGGGGGGCGGUAUGGCUCCUGCGACAGCGAGAUCGUUCAUCAGAUCGUGAAGCACGACCAGGACAUGGCGGCACACACCCUCCAGGACCUGCCCGCCCCGCGAACUGUCAUCUGGGCGCCCCUGGUCCACGCGCCGCUCCAGACAGCCGCUGCCACCACCAGCGUGGCCAUCGCCCUGACGCACCACCAGCACCCCCAGCACCCCAUCUACCUGCCCCCCCCGCCGGCAGCCUCACCCUCCACCCACACGCCCUCCCCUCCCCGGGGCUCCCCUCUCUCCCUGGCCUCCUGCCAGGAUCCCCAGGCCGGCAAACCCCCCCUGCCUCCCAGGUCCCACCCUAAUCUAGCCUCAGGCUCCCGCCCGGCUUCUAUCAGCUCUCUGGGGGCUCUGAGUGGAGGGGGAGGGGGGGUGGCCCCUCGAGCGCACGCCCCCAGAUCCCCGUCCGGUUCUGUGUCAUCCGCUUCUUCCCAGAACCAGCCGGGGGUCUACCCCGUCCCUCCUCCCACGAGCCCCCCUCCUCCUCCUCCCCCUCCCACUCCCCCUCCCAUUCCCAGCCGGGGCGGGGGGAGAGGCAGGGGAGAGGAGCCUCAGAAACAGCCCCAAGUCCCGCUGUCCCAGACGCGAGCCAGCUCUCUCUCCACCUCCCUCCUGCAGCAGCAGCAGCAGCAGCAGCAGCGACGGCCCCCCGGGGGCAGGACUCUGCACUCCAGCUUCCGGGCCCUGCCCGCCCCCCCCUCGCAGAGGCAGACGGGCCGCAGCAUCAGUGGCAGCUCCACUCCCCAGCAGCAGGGGGCGCUGGCGGGGGCGGUCGGCAGGCUGUCUCGGGAGGGCCGGCUCCUCUCCGCCUCCCAGCCCUCGCUGCCUCACAGGGGCUCCCAGGGGCAGCUACACCUCCAGCGGCCUGGAUCCCGGCAGAGCCACCCGGAGCCGCUGCAGUGCUUCCUGGACCGCAGCCACUCGCAGUACAGCCGCAAGGCCUCCGGGGGCAGCCUCACCCCCUUCCUGCCCUCCUUCUACCCACCAUCCCCCUCCUUCUUCUCCACCUCCUUCUCUUCCUCCUCCCCUUCCUCCAACCCCCAGUCUCCCUCCGUCGCUCCCGGGGGGCAGCUGGCCAGGAGGUGCGCGGGCAGCGCGGGCAUGCUGUCGGGCACCCCUCCCGGCACGCCAGGCAGCACGGGUCCUUCUGUCAGUGGACAGCAGCAGCAACUCCUUCCUCCUCCUCUUACUACUUCUUCUUCUUCUUCUUCUGCUGCUGCUGUUUUACCUUCCCUCGCUCCUCCUCUCUCCCCCUCCCCCCAUGCCUCAGUCCCACAGUCCUCCGCCAGCGCCAAGGCUAUCCCACAAUCCUCUCCUGCUGUCUCACAGUCCUCCCCCAGCGCCAAGGCUAUCCCACAAUCCUCUCCUGCUGUCCCACAGUCCUCCGCCAGCGCCAAGGCUAUCCCACAGUCCUCCACCAGCGCCAAGACUAUCCCACAAUCCUCUCCUGUUGUCUCACAGUCCUCCACCAGCGCCAAGGCUAUCCCACAAUCCUCUCCUGCUGUCUCACAGUCCUCCCCCAGCGCCAAGGCUAUCCCACAAUCCUCUCCUGCUGUCCCACAGUCCUCCGCCAGCGCCAAGGCUAUCCCACAAUCCUCUCCUGCUGACUCACAGUCCUCCACCAGCGCCAAGGCUAUCCCACAAUCCUCUCCUGCUGUCUCACAGUCCUCCGCCAGCGCCAAGGCUAUCCCACAAUCCUCUCCUGCUGUCUCACAGUCCUCCGCCAGCGCCAAGGCUAUCCCACAAUCCUCUCCUGCUGACUCACAGUCCUCCACCAGCGCCAAGGCUAUCCCACAAUCCUCUCCUGCUGUCCCACAGUCCUCCGCCAGCGCCAAGGCUAUCCCACAAUCCUCUCCUGCUGUCUCACAGUCCUCCGCCAGCGCCAAAGCUAUCCCACAAUCCUCUCCUGCUGUCUCACAGUCCUCCGCCAGCGCCAAGGCUAUCCCACAAUCCUCUCCUGCUGUUCAACAGUCCUCCGCCAGCGCCAAUGCUAUCCCACAGUCCUCCACCAGCGCCAAGGCUAUCCCACAAUGCUCUCCUGCUGUCUCACAGUCCUCCACCAGCGCCAAGGCUAUCCCACAAUGCUCUCCUGCUGUCUCACAGUCCUCCGCCAGCGCCAAGGCUAUCCCACAAUCCUCUCCUGCUGUUCAACAGUCCUCCACCAGCGCCAAGGCUAUCCCACAGUCCUUCGCCAGCGCCAAGGCUAUCCCACAAUCCUCUCCUGCUGUCCCACAAUCCUCCACCAGCGCCAAGGCUAUCCCACAGUCCUCCACCAGCGCCAAGGCUAUCCCACAAUCCUCUCCUGCUGUCUCACAGUCCUCCACCAGCGCCAAGGCUAUCCCACAAUCCUCUCCUGCUGUCUCACAGUCCUCCGCCAGCGCCAAGGCUUUCCCACAAUCCUCUCCUGCUGUCACACAGUCCUCCGCCAGCGCCAAGGCUAUCCCACAAUCCUCUCCUGCUGUCUCACAGUCCUCCGCCAGCGCCAAGGCUUUCCCACAAUCCUCUCCUGCUGUCACACAGUCCUCCGCCAGCGCCAAGGCUAUCCCACAAUCCUCUCCUGCUGUCUCACAGUCCUUCGCCAGCGCCAAGGCUAUCCCACAAUCCUCUCCUGCUGUCCCACAGUCCUCCGCCAGCGCCAAAGCUAUCCCACAAUCCUCUCCUGCUGUCUCACAGUCCUCCGCCAGCGCCAAGGCUAUCCCACAAUCCUCUCCUGCUGUUCAACAGUCCUCCACCAGCGCCAAGGCUAUCCCACAAUCCUCCACGACUUCCCCACAAACCCCCACUGCUGCCCCUGGCUCUGCUGCUCUAGCCCCUGCGAGCCUGAGCUCCGUGGUGCCGGGAGGAGGCAGCAAACAGCAGCCCCCCCGCAUGUGAAGAGCACGCCAGCAACACGCCCCGGAACUGGGACCACAGCCCUGUGACACUGAACCACCUACUCCUGUUCAACAGACAGACAGACAGAGACAGACAGACAGACAGACAGACACACACGCACGCACGCACGCACGCACGCACGCACGCACGCACGCGCACGCGCACGCGCACGCACGCACGUGUUCAGUCCUCAGGGGUCCCAGUCUCUCCUUCUUCCAAACCUCUCAUCACCAAAGCAUUAACUAAAAAGCAAUCCUUUCUUUGUUCGUUUUUUUGCCAGUUUCGUUCAGUGUUGUGUUUUUUUAAUUUGUUUUGAUAAAUUGUAUGUAUGUAAAUAUUCAUGUAACACGUGACAAAAUCUUCUUACCUUUAACCCCACCCCCCAAAAACCCUCUCACCUGUGGGCAGCCGCGAUCUCCAGCCGUGUCUCUCUGUGCUUCUCAAUGCAGAGCAGGAUUCAGUCACACCUUGUGUUAUCUGAACCACAAAUGAAACCACAGCUUCUGCUAUUAAAAAAAAAAGAGUGCAUCACGCGGCGGUCAGCUUUUAGAAGCGGACAGCAACGCAAACAAACAGGAGAGCAGCUCCAAACUGAGCCCGCGGUGCUGUUCCGCAUGCCCCUCUCCGUGCGAGCGCUGCUCAGCCCGUCAGUACCGCGGUGAUCUUUCAUCAAGGUCACCUCACACUAGUCCAGGCAGCGUUUAUAACGCGUGCGGGGAAGCGGGUUUCAGGAUCUCACAUCGAGAUGGUGGAGAUUGCUUCACGUCCAUUGGAAACUGUUCAAUGUAACUGAGCCACGCCCCCCUGUAGCCAAUAGCAGGGGGUGUGGUCAUCGAGAGCUUGGCUUGCCCCUCCCCUUUGAUGCCAAACGCCUGUCGUGUGUGUGUCGAAUCACCAAAGACUCGGUCCUGGAAGCCCACCCCCACAACCCCACACCCCCCCACAACCCCACACCCCUACACCCCCACAACCCCACACCCCCACACCCCCACAACCCCGCAGCCCCACACCCCCAAACCCCCACACCCCACACCCCCCACAACCCCACACCCCCACAACCCCGCAGCCCCACACCCCCAAACCCCCACACCCCCACACCCCCCACAACCCCACACCCCCAAACCCCCACACCCCCACAGCCCCGUCCCUCCCCCGCACAGUGAGUUUCGACUCUUGCUUAUAUUAACUAGCUGUACAUAGUGGGUA
Messenger RNA from Acipenser ruthenus (sterlet), 4947 nucleotides. Its product is annotated as potassium/sodium hyperpolarization-activated cyclic nucleotide-gated channel 4. The transcript is spliced from 5 exons. The annotation marks the transcript as partial. Lineage: Eukaryota; Metazoa; Chordata; Actinopteri; Acipenseriformes; Acipenseridae. The record is from RefSeq and is a predicted model, not a curated record.